GGAGUGGGGGGGGCCGUGAGGGGAGAGGGGGCGCCGUCAUGAAGUGCGUGAUCGGGGGCGCGCAGCUCCGAGUGUUUGGAAGAGCAAUACAUGCCAUAGCACGGAUUAGUGAUGAGUUUUGGUUUGACCCCGUUGAAAAAGGUCUUGCCUUAAGAUCAGUGAAUUCCUCGAGGUCAGCAUAUGCGUGUGUGUUCUUCUCAUCCAUGUUUUUCCAACAUUACUGCUGGACAGCUGUGUCCCAACCGUGCCAGCAGGAGCAGCAGUUACCCCUCCCCUGUAAACUGAUAAUUAAGUCAGUUCUCCCAGUGUUUAGAUGUGCAAACAUGCUGGAAAGGAAUGUGGAGAAAUGCAGCAUCUCCACCAGCCCCAGCGAGCACCACGUCACCUUCCAGCUGCUCUGCAGGCACGGUGUUGUAAAAACCUAUAACCUGACAUUUCAGGAGUGUGAUCCCCUGCAGGCUGUUUUUGCAAAGCACAUGUGUCCAAACAUUCUUAAAGUCCACUCCAGGCUGCUGGCUGAUGUGAUGAUUCACUUCCCAACCAGUCAGGAAGAAAUAACCUUGUCAGUAACUCCAAUGAAAGUUUGUUUCAAGAGUUACACUGAGGAAGACACUGAUUUUUCAAGGACAAUGCUUACUGAGAUACAGCUCAGUCCGGAGGAAUUUGACUACUUUCAAGUUGGAGUAGAUUCUGAAGUGACGUUUUGCCUUAAAGAACUGAGGGGCCUGCUGGCGUUCUCCGAGGCCACGAGCGUUCCCGUGUCCAUCCACUUCGACAGAUGUGGGAAACCCAUCGCUUUCAGCAUUGAGGACCUGCUGCUGGAGGCCAGCUUCAUCCUGGCUACCCUGUGUGAGGCUGAGGAGGAGGCAGUGCCCGCAGAGCCCUGCCCACGGCCCCGGGACAGCUCAAGGACUGGCAUGGAUAGAUCUGCCCAGCCCUCCGCGGAUGGAGCCAGCAAUGCAGACACAGCCACUUCCAAAGAGCCAAGGGAGAAGGGAAAUGCUCCGAGCACGGGCUCAGCAAAACCCGAGGUAAAAAACACCCCCAGAGGCAGAGAGAGGAAUGUGCCAGGCAGAGCAGGAGCAGCCACGGCAGCGGGAGCAGAGGCCACAGAGGCUCCUUACGAGGUGAGUGAGCUCCUCGUGGUGGAACCCCACAGCUGCUGCCUGGCGCACUGGGGGUUUCAGUGGGAUCAGCUGGCCCAGCAGCACAGCUGGAAAACCCCACCCCUGCUGGGAACACUCCUGGGGGCAGGAGGGUUUCACUGGGAAACGCUGCUGGCUGAGAAAGAUCUUACAGGGGCAAAAGCUUCACAAAUAAUUAAUGCCCAAAUUCUGUUCCACAGAAUUCUUACCUGUACAAAUAUUGCAUUUUUCAGUUCCACUCCUUGUUCUUUGGAGCUGUCUCUCACAAGGAGAAGGAGGCCAUUGGUGACACCUUCCAGAGCUUGGUGACAGCCAGUGACACUGAGGAGGAGUUUGGUGCUGUGCAGAGCUCCCCGGUGCUGUAGAGCAGGGCCGGGGUCCAAGGACAGACAGGGGGGAGUGCCCAGGAGGGCAGGGCAGGCCCAGCCCUUGCCCUGUGCUGUGACCCAGCAGCACAGAACGUUCUGGAACUGCCAGUGCUCUUGUAAUGGCACAAAUGUAGGUCACGAUUGACUCCGUUGAGGUUUGUGUGUUCUGCAGGGGCUGCUGGGGUUCUGCUCUCAGAACACACUAGAGAGGCUCAGUUUGAAUUCACACUCUGUGACCACAUCAGGCAAUUGAAGCUGCUGUUCUGGUUAAGGGUGCUGGAAAAGGAACCCAACCAUGCCCUCAGUGACAGCCAAACCCAGCCCAGCUCCAGGAGAACCCAGGUUUUUACAGAGACUGCUUCUGUAGAACCAGAGUUUAACUGAAAAACCAAAGUUGUCACAGAACUGCAGUUUAACAAAUAAAGGUUUGUGUUGCAGACUUGCAUUAUUCUUUUCCUUCCCUGCAUCUCUUCCACCACCCUUCAGGGGCAGUGCAGCAUUUCCAGAGUCACACUGGAACACAGCACUGAAAUUCCCAGGCCAUUAAGGAUCAUUACCCUCCUGCCAGGCUGUGCAGGAGGCCUCGAGUGUCACUGAGAGCAGUGACAGGGAGGUCACAGUGACAGCCCGGCCCUGGCUGUGCCUCUGUGCCAUAACCACAUCCCCACAUCAACAGAGGGUUUGCAGGUGACUUGACUUUAAAAAGCACAUUUUAGUAUAAAUACUAUAUUUAUUAAAUAUCUUUACAAUUUAUUUAAAUGUAUUUACAGAACUAUUCCUGCAUAAGUUAUACCUCAGACAUGAAAUUCACAUAAUUGCCUCUUAGGUAAGCAUAGAUGAUAGUCUCAUUUUAACAGCAACAAAAAAGCAUCCUCAGAUACAGACUCAGAUUUGCUUCAUUGUUUCAGCUAUCUUUGUCAGAAGCCACUGCAUACAGUCGGGUUCUCCACACAGCAGCUCCUCCCCUGGAGAGAGGAUGUCCCUCACCAAGAGAUGGACAUUCCACACUAAACCCUCCCAUCCCCGCCACAUCAUUGCCUCGACUCACUGAUAACUGCCUGGUCCCAAAUCUGCUUUUUGGUUUGGUUUUGUUUCCAGCCUGCAAAGGGCAUUCAGGACUGUAUGUCGCAGCUCUCCCAAAGAUAGCCAGCAAACAGCAAGGAACCACAGAGCUUUCCCACUCCACCACCUCGGGCCCUGUUCCACCCCCAGCAUUCCCGGGGCACAGAGCUGCUCCAGACCCCUGCUCCCAACACAAACCACAGC
Prinia subflava (tawny-flanked prinia) is the source of this 2779-nucleotide messenger RNA. It is a transcript of the gene RAD9B, whose product is annotated as RAD9 checkpoint clamp component B. Lineage: Eukaryota; Metazoa; Chordata; Aves; Passeriformes; Cisticolidae. Gene Ontology annotation, cellular component: checkpoint clamp complex. Gene Ontology annotation, biological process: mitotic intra-S DNA damage checkpoint signaling; DNA replication checkpoint signaling; DNA repair. The record is from RefSeq and is a predicted model, not a curated record.